AUGGCGAGCAACAGUGACAAUGCAACUCAGGAGGCAAUACGACAGUAUCUAUGUUGUAGACAACAAUUAAUCAGGCUUGCUGCUGCAGAAGUGAUUCAUCAGAGCAUCUCAACUGUCUCACCUGGCAUACAAUCCAUGUAUUCUGAUCCAUUUCGUGGAUUUCAAUUUACCACUCAGUUGUUGGAUCCUACCUCCCACCCACUGCGUAUUAAGAAUAUGACACGGAUGAGUGCCAGUACGUUCAUUGCACUGGUUGAUUGGCUGAGAAGUAAUACCGAUAUUCGCGAAUCCGAAGCAAUACAUGCCAUAAAGAUUGAGCAGAAGGUUCUCAUAUUCUUGUAUAUUAUGACACAGGGGGUGAGCUAUCGGAACACUGCAGAGAUAUUUCAUCAUUCAUUAGACACAAUAUCCAAAGUCUUUCAUGAGGUUUUGGAAUCGCUCUGCGUACUCUAUGAGCAUUAUGUCAAGAUGCCCGAAUCCCCAAUGGAAUAUAGCAAGAAAGCUCUUGGUUCAAAUCCACGAUAUUGGCCUUUCUUCAAAGGAUGUAUUGGAGCUCUAGAUGGGACUCAUUUACCUAUUUCUAUUCCUUUGAAUCAGCAAUCUGUAUGGCGAAAUCGAAAGGGAUGGAUAUCUCAAAAUGUCCUCGCUGCCUACGAUCACGAUAUGAACUUCGUAUAUAUCUACCCUGGAAUGGAAGGAUCUUCUCAUGAUAGUAGAGUUCUUUCACAGGCGCAGGAAAGGGAUCAAUUUGGAACCACAUUAUCUGACUGCUACUUUUUAGCAGAUGCUGGCUAUUCGCAGAAAUCCAGCUUGAUGUUGGUUCCAUAUUCAGGAGUUCGAUAUCAUCUAAAGGAAUGGGAAAAAGCGAAUUCUCAACCUGUCAAUGCUUCAGAGCUAUAUAAUCUUCGCCAUGCGAGCUUGCGAGGUGUAAUUGAGUGUGUGUUUGGGGUGUUUAAACGGCGAUUUCAAAUCUAUGAUCGAUGUCGAGAUGGAUUCUCUAUAACAACUCAAAUUGACCUGGUUUUUGCGUUAGCAGCGGUUCAUAACUUCAUGAAUCACUAUAAGGAAAUGGAUGAGCUUACUCAAUAUGAUGAGAAUUCUGAUAUUGAGGAGGAAAGAAGAGAAACGGUUCCUGCAGAUGUUCAAGAGAAUGGUGAUGAAAUAAUGAAAAAACGGGAUGAUAUUGCUAAGCAGAUGUGGAAGCAGUAUAAGGAAUAUCUGAGUGGGAAUCAUAAUAACAAUUAA
Messenger RNA from Histoplasma mississippiense, 1245 nucleotides. RefSeq lists its product as hypothetical. Bases 1 to 1245 code for a protein of 414 amino acids. Lineage: Eukaryota; Fungi; Ascomycota; Eurotiomycetes; Onygenales; Ajellomycetaceae. The record is from RefSeq and is a predicted model, not a curated record. The transcript is spliced from 2 exons.